Molecule: messenger RNA, 1701 nt
Organism: Parnassius mnemosyne (clouded apollo)
Lineage: Eukaryota; Metazoa; Arthropoda; Insecta; Lepidoptera; Papilionidae
Source: the annotation of a GenBank genome assembly
AUGUCUGACGCGUGGGAAGAAAUUCAAGCUGUAAAAAGUAAAAGAAACAGCCUAAGGGAAAAGCUUGAGAAACGUAAAAAGGAGCGGCAGAACAUUCUAAGCGCAACUCUCGUCAGUGAUAAAGCUGAAAUUACGCCAGGCAGCAAAGAAAAAUCCGUCGCUAGUCCGGCAUCACAAAAAAAUGAAGCACCAGAGAAACCCAAACUUCCAGUACCCGUGGCGUCAUUGGAAGUCAGACUCUUACAAGUUCUCUCAGAUAUGCAACUGCAAUUACCAGCUACUGCCAGUGCCCUGAUGCCUGGGCUUGGUGAUGUUGAUACAGGGAUAGUAGCUAGCUUGCUGCAGAAGUUUGCGACACAAAAGUUAAUUACUAUAAAAGAGCGCUUAGAAGGCUCCACUGAUACCGAAAUUGAAGUGGUGGGUGCAGAGUCUGUGAGGUUGGGUGCAGUUCUGGCAGCUUUGAUUGAAGAACAGUCCACAUCUACUAAAAGAAAAGGUGACAGCGCAACAGAUGAGAGCACAAAUCCAAAAGUCCCUAAAAGUGCUACUGACGACAAAAAAGGAGGGAAGGGUGAUACAGACAUUAUGUCGUUAUUAGCAAUGCCAUCAAGCCGAGAAAAGGCAGUGAAGAGGGUAGGCGAAGAAAUAAUGGACUUGCUGAGUAAACCCACUGCUAAGGAAAAAUCAUUGGCUGAUAAGUUCAAAAGUCAAGGAGGAGCUCAAGUGAUGGAAUUCUGUCCACACGGAACCCGAGCGGAAUGCGUGCGCGCAUUCAAGUCUCACGACGAUGAUGACAAAGAGACAGACAAUCAGAACUACGGCUGCAAGAAGCUCCACUUUAAGAAGAUUAUUCAGAGUCAUACGGAUGAAUCACUUGGCGACUGCUCCUUCUUAAACACAUGUUUCCAUAUGGAUAGUUGCAAAUAUGUUCAUUAUGAAGUAGAUAACGCAGACCCUAAUAUUACAAAUAAAAUGAUCACCGAGCCAGCUGCUAAGGGUGGACACAAUGGUUCGACUCUAGUACCUAAACCGGAUGGAGUGUUAACUCUUACGCCUCCGCAAUGGAUUCAGUGUGACUUGCGGUAUUUGGAUAUGACAUUUUUAGGCAAAUUCGCGGUCAUAAUGGCGGAUCCGCCGUGGGACAUCCACAUGGAACUGCCGUACGGGACGAUGUCGGACGAUGAGAUGCGAUGUCUGGGGGUGCCUCAGCUUCAAGACAGCGGUCUUAUUUUCCUGUGGGUCACUGGAAGGGCGAUGGAGCUCGGUAGAGAGUGUCUGAAGCUGUGGGGCUACGAACGGGUGGACGAACUGAUUUGGGUGAAGACCAACCAGUUACAAAGGAUUAUACGCACCGGCCGCACUGGACACUGGCUCAAUCACGGCAAAGAACACUGUCUGGUUGGCAUGAAAGGCAACCCGGAGAACUUGAACCGUGGCCUGGACUGUGAUGUGAUCGUUGCCGAAGUAAGGGCCACCUCACACAAGCCAGACGAAAUCUACGGCAUUAUCGAAAGGCUUAGCCCCGGCACUAGGAAAAUAGAACUAUUUGGCCGACCACACAAUGUGCAGCCUAACUGGAUAACUCUCGGCAAUCAAGUAGACGGUGUACGUUUGGUGGACCCUGAUCUUAUUGCGGCAUUCAAGAAACGUUAUCCCGAUGGAAACUGUAUGGCGCCGCCUACAGAUCCUGGACUCACGUAG